This is a messenger RNA of Fraxinus pennsylvanica, 1110 nucleotides long. The record is from the annotation of a GenBank genome assembly. NCBI's taxonomy places the organism in Eukaryota, Viridiplantae, Streptophyta, Magnoliopsida, Lamiales, Oleaceae.
AUGCCCCUGACAAGAGUUGUUGCUGAUGCACUUGCUGUGGUGACGAUUUGCCUUGUUGGUGCUCUGGUCCUUCUGGGUUUAUUUUGUACCAUUUAUUCAUUUUACUUCCACAAUCGUAUCCGUGGUCAAGGUCUUAUCCGGCUCAAUUAUUUUAGUGCUCCUUGGAUCAUCAGAAUUUUGUUAAUUUUUUUUUCAGUCUGGUGGGGUGCUGGAGAAAUUAUUCGGUUGAAUCUUUUAAGACGUGACGGUAGAGUCUUGGAUGCCCUCAGUUUGAAAUGGCAAGAAACUGUUUGCAAAUGCUACAUUGUUUCAAACCUAGGGUUUGCAGAACCGUGCCUGUUUCUCACCCUCAUAUUUCUUCUUCGAGCUUCUUUACAGAGGUCUGGAACUUUAAGCCAGAAAUGGAAUGCAAAAACAGCUGGUUGUGUUCUUCUAUGUGGUCUCCCGAUGUUUGUUCUUCAGCUCAUUGUUAUUUUAAUUGGACCAGAGUACGACAAGGAGAAUCGCUGGCACAAACUACCACCUUAUUUCAUUAAAGCUGCUGCUGCUUCUAAGACAAAGGACAAUGACAAUGUUGCUCUCUGCACUUACCCGCUGUUGAGUACCAUCUUCCUUGGACUUUUUGCCACCAUUCUAACUACAUACUUGUUCUGGCUUGGGAGGCAAAUUCUUCAUUUGGUCAUCAAUAAGGGUUUGCAAAAGAGAGUGUAUGCAUUAAUCUUUUCUGUUUCUAGUUUUCUUCCCUUGAGAGUUACUCUUCUUGGUUUAUCAGUCCUAUUUGAGCCAGAAAAACUUUUGUUCGAUACCAUUGCUUUCUUGGCUUUUCUUUCCCUUCUAUGUUGCACGGGGGUAGGCCUCUGCACGCUUGUGUACCUUCCUGUUGCGGAUUCUUUAGCGUUAAGGACUCUACAAAGAGAUAUAGAGGCUAGGAGGACUAGUGACUUAUACAACAAUGACACCAUUUCACUAAUUGCUAAUCAAAGCCCUCUUGAAGAAAGUGUGAUAAGAAGUCCCAGGGGGAAUUCGGAUGCUUCAGUUUCUUUCAGCACAACAGAAAAUGAUGCAGUAGCCUUUGUGGAACUGAGCCGUUUCGCUUCUAUUCAGCAUUGA